AUGUCUAGCCUUACGACCAUAAGCAGCGCUAGUAAGGAAUCGAUGGAGGUGGAGGAGCUCGUCGACACUAGGCUUUCGCUCGUGAUCGGCGCCGGGAGCCAACCGCCGCCGGUGCCAGAGGAAGCGGGUCACGUGGCGGGAAAUAUCGGAAGGAAGAAAGGGGAGAGGUGGAUAGGCGGCAGUAGUACAAGGCAGCAUGGCAAGAGGGCCAGGGCUGUGCACGGCGGCAGCGACAUCGACGAGGACGACGACGGAGGGGACGCAGCCGGCCGCGCGAGGAAGAAGCUCCGGCUCACCGCGGAGCAGGCGGCGCUGCUGGAGAAAAGCUUCCGCUCCCACAACGUCCUCUCCCAUGGUGAGAAGCAGGAUCUUGCGGGGCAGCUUGGGUUGAAGCCGAGGCAGGUGGAGGUGUGGUUCCAGAACAGGAGGGCGCGCACCAAGCUCAAGCAGACGGAGCUCGACUGCGAGCUGCUGCGCCGGUGGUGCGAGCGCCUCAGCGACGACAACGCGCGGCUCCGGCGAGAGCUCGCCGAGACACGCGCGGUCCUCCUCGUCGGCGGUUCACAGGACUCGACGCUCACGGGGUGUCCUUCCUGCAACAGGCUCGCCGGCGGCCGGAGGGCGGCCUAGUCGAUUUCGACUGCAAGAUUAAUUACCGCCGCCAUAGGACUAGUCAACUAGAAGUGCGCU
This is a messenger RNA of Triticum dicoccoides, 690 nucleotides long. Its product is annotated as putative homeobox-leucine zipper protein HOX26. The transcript is spliced from 2 exons. The coding region runs from base 1 to 630 and encodes 209 amino acids. Gene Ontology annotation, biological process: regulation of DNA-templated transcription. The record is from RefSeq and is a predicted model, not a curated record. Lineage: Eukaryota; Viridiplantae; Streptophyta; Magnoliopsida; Poales; Poaceae. Gene Ontology annotation, molecular function: DNA-binding transcription factor activity, RNA polymerase II-specific; sequence-specific DNA binding.